CCAAACACACAUACAAAUUUGGAUAUGUGUGUAUUUUUGUAAGCAUUUUGUGCCUAUGCUCCCAGCGAAUCGCUAAGUUCAGCACUUUAGUUCAAUUAAACAAUAUUAGCGACGAACGUUUACAAUUGGUAUUGAGUACGGCGGCAUAGCGUGAAUGUGAUAUACGCAUAGAAUUCUCAAUUAGACUGCCUACAAAAGAACUUAUGUAUUUUCGAAAAGGUUGUGACAAACGAGUGCAUUUGGCUUUUCGACAUCGCUCAAUAUCAUCGAUUUUUCAAUAUUUUGCCGAGCUACACAACCAAUGCACGGCAUUACGGAAACGCAUAUUGACGAAGGCGCACGCAGAAUAGUGAUUGCAAUUGCAGGAAAAGAUUGAAAAAGUGAAAAGUGCCAUUGCUUCACAGUGUUGAUAGAAAAUCCUUUUUCUACACUAUUGUGUAGAAAUAAGUUUUAAAUAAAUAGCGCAAGUUCUUUGCUAAAGCACAUCUCCUACACGCUUAGCACAAAAAAUAAUUACUUCCGCAGCGAAAAUGGUGUUAAAUAAUAUUACUGCGUUCCAGUUUUUCAGCAGUGUAGCUCUCGGGCUUUUGUGCUUCAAAAUCGUCAACAAAUUCCUACCAUGGGUUUAUGUAAAUAUUAUUGGACCCUAUUUUUUGGGGCCAAAGUUGAACAUACGCAGCAUGGGCGGUUGGGCUGUGAUCACCGGUUCAACUGACGGUAUUGGAAGAGCUUAUGCGAAAGCGCUUGCGAAGCGAGGAUUCAGUUUGGUGCUGAUCAGUCGUUCAUUGAGUAAAUUGGAGGAUGUCGCAAAGGAAAUCGAAAAUGAGUACAAGGUAGAAACCAAAAUCAUCGAUGUUGACUUCCAAGAUAGCAUUGGAAUUUACGAUAGAAUCAAAGCAGGCAUUGAAGGCCUAGACAUUGGUGUGCUCAUUAAUAAUGUUGGCGUUUCAUAUCCCUACCCAGAGUACUUCCAAACGUUUUACCAACAGAACCCUAAAGUCUUGCUAGACAUGGUUUCGGUGAACAUACACUCGGUGACACACAUGUGUGCUUUGGUUUUGCCAGUCAUGCUGAGCAGGAAGAAGGGAUUAAUCAUAAAUGUGUCGUCAUCAAUCACAUCUGUACCCGCUGGACUGUUAACUCUUUAUAGCGGAACCAAGGCUUUCGUCGAUAAAUUUAGUGAAGAUUUACAGACGGAAUAUCGAGAUAGUGGGAUCACAGUACAAUGCAUUAAACCGGGUUUCGUUGCAACCAAGAUGAGUAAGGUUAAAGCCAGUAUGUGGUGCCCAACGCCCGAUACCUAUGUGGCUUCAGCACUCAAUAUGUUGGGAUAUACCACGACAACACCUGGUUAUUUCCCACAUCAUUUCUUAGAAAUACCAUGUGAUUUCAUGACGUACCUAACGUGCAAACCCUUCGUCUCGAGCAUGUUUUUGAAACAUUAUUUGAAGCUGAGAAAAAGCGCUUUGAAACGGUUGAGCCAAAAGAAAUAGGGUACCGGCAGAUGUGAAAGCUAAUAUUAAAAUUAUGUGGAUUAUUAUUUUUUUUUUUUUUCAAUGCAACCUAACUUAAAUGUGUUUUACAUUAAAAAGAUUUAAAUUAAUUUUUUCCAAUGGGCAUAAAUAAAAAUGACACAAAGCUAUGUUAAA
Messenger RNA from Bactrocera latifrons, 1649 nucleotides. RefSeq names its product very-long-chain 3-oxoacyl-CoA reductase (gene spidey). The coding region runs from base 531 to 1493 and encodes 320 amino acids. Gene Ontology annotation, cellular component: endoplasmic reticulum. Gene Ontology annotation, molecular function: oxidoreductase activity. The record is from RefSeq and is a predicted model, not a curated record. The transcript has 5 exons. Lineage: Eukaryota; Metazoa; Arthropoda; Insecta; Diptera; Tephritidae.